Strigops habroptila (Kakapo) is the source of this 12065-nucleotide messenger RNA. It is a transcript of the gene PIK3CA, whose product is annotated as phosphatidylinositol-4,5-bisphosphate 3-kinase catalytic subunit alpha. Bases 2916 to 6122 code for a protein of 1068 amino acids. The transcript has 22 exons. Lineage: Eukaryota; Metazoa; Chordata; Aves; Psittaciformes; Psittacidae. Gene Ontology annotation, molecular function: 1-phosphatidylinositol-3-kinase activity; 1-phosphatidylinositol-4-phosphate 3-kinase activity. Gene Ontology annotation, cellular component: plasma membrane; cytoplasm; phosphatidylinositol 3-kinase complex, class IA. Gene Ontology annotation, biological process: phosphatidylinositol-3-phosphate biosynthetic process; cell migration; phosphatidylinositol-mediated signaling. The record is from RefSeq and is a predicted model, not a curated record.
UCUGUCCCAGAACAGACUUAAAAGUGCUUUUGGUCUUUUGGAACAUACAUACCUACAAAAACAUGAACAAAAUGUUUCCAGAGGACCAUUAAAAUGGAAAUGUAUUAAAAAUACUUCCUUGUUUAUGCAGAUGUAUAAAGUUCUCUUAAUAGCAGUGACUGACUACUGCCAGUAUCUUUCUGACCUUUUUUUAAAAUGUCUUCUUAAUGUAUCCCUUUUACAGAGCUCCAAUUGUAGUGGUGGGCAGCAUGUGUCUCUAGUUUCAGUGUUUAAUCUGGAUAUGAAAGUGACUUUCCAACCUGGGAAGCUGAGAAGUCUUUAAACUAUUGUGGAGAUGUUGCUGUUACUCACCGUUUAAAUACCUAUGAGCUUAUGUCACUUUCUUCUUUGGAAAGUUCAUGUUAAUUACAAACAUUAUCCGUUUAGGCAAAUAUUAGCGAUUUCUUUCAGAUGUAGUCAUCACAAAUUGCUGGUACUCUGACCUCAUUUAGAGAAACAAUUUGGGUAACAGCUUGAAGUACAGGAAAAAGAGAUGCACUAACAAGCUUAAUGUCUGAGUAGCCCCAUGCUUGAAAUGGUGCUUUUGUGUUUGCACAACAUAAGGUUUGCAAACCAGAUGCUUCUAAUAGAUAUGUACUAAAAUGAUAAACAUUUGAUUAAACAUGCUGGAAAACCAUUUGUCACAGUUUACCAUAGCUGUUUUUGUACUUCAGGCUGAAGCAUGCAGUACCUAAUGACAUACACAGUCACAGUGAAUCAUAUUUGUUUGCGCUUCUUGAACACAAAUGCAAAUAUGUUAGUGUCUCAAGUCAUGAUUAUUGCCUUGGCAUUCAACUGUAAAUGCAGAGAAAAGUCCUACUUAACCAGAGUCAAUAGAACAAGAAUAAACCUACACACCUUAAGGUUUCAGAGGAACUUUGGGGGUUUUGUAGUGUUUAUAAAGCAGUCAAAUAUGCUUACAAAAUCAGUAACUCAGUCAGCGGUAUUGUUCCACAUAGAAGGCCAGGUUUCUGAUGGCUUAGGAGCAAUACAGCUGAGUGAUCUGUGACCUUUAGGGUGAUGAAGCCUGAUGGGAGCAUGUAGUAGUGCUAAAUGUUUUGCAGGUGAAUAGUAUCCCCACCGUGCAGCUCUGAGCACUUGGUGUGCAGGGUAGGCAGGAUGGGGGAAAAUAAAGGUCUGUUGAUACUUUAUGAAAACUGCUGGUGCUUAACUUUCAGCAGGGUUAUCAUCUACUGCUAAAUAAAUAUUUAGUUAAUCACUAUUGACUGUAUCACAAACAAGUCUGCUAGGAAGUAAUACUUCAUUAUUUCUAACCAACUCUUGAAAAGCCAUGGUAUUUUCUUGUUGCAAUUACAGCUCAUGUAGAAGUAGGACUUGUUUGCCUGCUAUCUUAUUCCAUGUGUCUUUGCAUAGGAAAACUUGCUAAGAACAUUAACUUCAGCUGUUUAUAGGGCGAGAGUAUUUAGCUGCCAGAUUGAUAUUUUUCGUUAUAGUUACUGUGCCUUUGUCUUAACUCCACCACAAACUUCUUUCACUCAACAAAUGGUUUUAAAAAGGGAAUUAAAAAAAAAACCAAACCCCACACUGCUUCCAUGGCUCUUGCCGAGGGAUGUGGUUCCUUACAAAUGCUCUAUCAAAAGUGAAGUUGCAUCCCAUCCUCUGUUUACCAGUAAAUAAAAGUUAAUGAUUUUUGCUAAUGGAAUUCAGUAAGUCUAUGCAGACUAAACCCAUACAUCUGUUCUGUUUGGCUACAGAAGGCAGUUAAGAUAGAAUAAAUGGAAAGCUAAUUCAUAUUGAGAUUAUGGAACAGAAACUUCUGUCUUCCAGUUCACUGUUCUAUACUUAAUAUUAAAAAUCUGCAAAACUGUAAAAAUACUGCUAUCCACUGCCACUCAAACUUCUUUUAUUUUUAUACGCGUGAAUCGCUUUCAGGGUCUGGAGUAGUUUGGUACCAAAGAAACCUUUUGUUUCAAUUUAAGGUUGCUGUCAGACUCCAUCCUAAGAAAUAUUAUGUGGGAAGUACUACGCAAUAUGCUGUAAGUCACACUGAGUUUGAUGUCUUUUUCAGCUGCUUCUAAAAAAAGGAAGGGCUCACAGGAGUGGGUCUUUUGAGUGAAGAUGGAUGUAAAUUAAUAAACAGAAGUGGACCUAAUCUCAGUCAUAUUUUCUUAAUGAACACAUAUUUCUCUCUGUGCCUUCCAUCCAGAGGAGCUGGUCAGGUUUAUGAUGUAGAUUGAACCCUCUUGACACUGUUGGUUGUAGUAGAGAGGCAAGCAUAGAAGUGUGAGGACUGCAGUGCCUCCUGUGUUUCAUUGCAGUUCUUUCCCUGCCCUUCUAGGUAUGGACGGUAGGAGAGGAAAUCUUUGCUCUUUUUCAGUAGAACUGAAGAUUGAUCUUGCUGCAGCAGAGAGUUACUUCCGAAACCCAAGGUGACAUGCCUGGGGGAGAUCAGCACCAGGAAAGGUCCAGUAUCUAUCUGAAUUACAGCUCUGCUGCACAGCUGCUCGUGUUAGAUGAAGAUUCAGACUAGACCAGAGUGCGGAACACCUGGAUUCACUCUGCUCGGGCUUCUUGUCUGUGUGCCAGCACUUCCUGUUUUUAAAGAUCCUGUUUACUGUCAGUGUUCCAGAUAUCCCAGGAAGGCGGGAGGGUGGGAAGAAACACGGAAAGAAAACAACAUUAUUCAAGUAAUUCCACAGAAGUUUAAAAAAGCUUAUUUGGGGAUAUACCUGUGACUGAUACUGUCAGUUUGAUAGAGAAUCCAGAAAACUAUAUAACCUGCACGAGUGCUCAGUAAAUCAAAAUCUAUAAACACAGCUGGAUUGUUUGUUGAGUAGAAGACUUUUUCUUAAGGUUUAUGCCUAUGAAUCACUGCUUGAAAAACUUCCCAUACGAAGUUAUCUAAAGACUUAAAAAUGCCUCCACGACCAUCAUCUGGUGAACUAUGGGGCAUCCACUUGAUGCCACCGCGGAUCCUUGUGGAGUGUCUUCUCCCAAAUGGAAUGAUAGUGACUCUAGAAUGCCUCCGUGAGGCCACCUUACUAACUAUUAAACAUGAACUCUUUAAGGAAGCAAGAAAAUAUCCUCUCUAUCAGCUCCUUCAAGAUGAAUCUUCUUAUAUUUUUGUAAGUGUUACACAAGAAGCAGAAAGAGAAGAAUUUUUUGAUGAAACGCGGAGACUUUGUGACCUGCGACUGUUUCAGCCUUUUCUAAAAGUUAUUGAACCAGUAGGUAACAGAGAAGAAAAGAUUCUCAAUAGAGAAAUAGGUUUUGCUAUUGGAAUGCCUGUCUGUGAAUUUGACAUGGUUAAGGAUCCAGAAGUACAAGACUUCAGAAGAAAUAUUCUUAAUGUUUGUAAAGAAGCAGUGGAUCUUCGAGAUGCCAAUGCACCACAUAGUAGAGCAUUAUAUGUCUGUCCUCCAAAUGUAGAGUCUUCACCUGAACUACCCAAACAUAUAUACAAUAAACUAGAUAAAGGGCAAAUUAUAGUUGUGAUAUGGGUAAUAGUCUCACCAAACAAUGAUAAGCAGAAAUACACCUUAAAAAUCAAUCAUGACUGUGUGCCUGAGCAAGUUAUUGCUGAAGCAAUUAGGAAGAAAACACGAAGUAUGUUGCUGUCAUCAGAACAACUGAAACUUUGCGUCUUGGAGUACCAAGGCAAAUACAUUCUAAAAGUGUGUGGCUGUGACGAAUACUUGCUAGAAAAAUAUCCACUGAGCCAGUAUAAGUAUAUAAGAAGCUGUAUAAUGCUUGGCCGCAUGCCCAAUCUGAUGCUGAUGGCUAAGGAAAGCCUCUAUACCCAGCUGCCACUGGACACCUUUACAAUGCCAUCUUAUUCCAGGCGUAUCUCUACAGCUACACCCUACAUGAAUGGAGAAGCUACAGCCAAAUCCCUCUGGACUAUAAACAGUGCUCUCAGAAUAAGAAUCCUCUGUGCAACCUAUGUAAAUGUGAACAUUAGAGACAUAGACAAGAUCUAUGUAAGAACAGGUAUCUACCAUGGAGGGGAACCUUUGUGUGACAAUGUGAAUACUCAGAGGGUACCUUGUUCUAAUCCCAGGUGGAACGAAUGGCUAUUGUAUGACAUGUACAUUCUUGAUCUUCCACGUGCUGCUCGCCUGUGCCUUUCUAUCUGUUCUGUUAAAGGCCGGAAGGGCGCAAAAGAGGAGCACUGUCCAUUGGCUUGGGGAAAUAUAAACAUGUUUGAUUACACAGACACUCUUGUAUCUGGGAAAAUGGCUUUGAAUCUUUGGGCAGUACCUCAUGGCCUGGAGGAUUUGUUAAAUCCUAUUGGUGUUACUGGAUCAAAUCCAAAUAAGGAAACUCCAUGUCUAGAGCUGGAAUUUGAUUGGUUUAGCAAUCCUGUGAAGUUUCCAGAUAUGACAGUGAUUGAAGAGCAUGCCAAUUGGACUAUAUCACGUGAACUGGGGUUUAACUACAGCUAUGCGGGGCUGAGUAACAGAAUAGCUAGAGAUAACGAAUUAAGAGAAAGUGACAAGGAGCAACUGCGAGCUAUAUGUACACGAGAUCCUUUGUCUGAAAUCACUGAGCAAGAGAAGGACUUCCUCUGGAGCCACAGACACUAUUGUGUGAAUACUCCAGAAAUUCUGCCCAAAUUACUUCUGUCUGUUAAAUGGAAUUCUAGAGAUGAAGUGGCCCAGAUGUACUGUUUGGUGAAAGAUUGGCCUCCAAUCAAGCCAGAGCAAGCAAUGGAGCUUUUAGACUGUAAUUAUCCAGAUCCAAUGGUGCGAGCUUUUGCAGUUCGGUGUCUAGAGAAGUACUUGACAGAUGACAAACUGUCUCAGUACUUAAUCCAGCUAGUACAGGUUCUGAAAUAUGAACAAUACUUGGAUAAUCAGCUUGUGAGAUUCUUACUCAAGAAGGCACUGACCAAUCAAAGAAUAGGACACUUCUUCUUCUGGCAUUUAAAGUCUGAAAUGCACAAUAAAACUGUAAGUCAGAGGUUUGGUUUACUUCUGGAGUCCUAUUGUCGAGCGUGUGGAAUGUACCUAAAACAUCUGAGCAGGCAGGUGGAGGCUAUGGAGAAGUUGAUUAACCUCACUGAUAUUCUCAAGCAGGAAAAAAAAGAUGAGACCCAGAAGGUACAGAUGAAGUUUCUUGUUGAACAAAUGAGGCGGCCAGAUUUUAUGGAUGCUUUACAAGGUUUUAUCUCCCCUCUUAAUCCUGCGCAUCAACUGGGAAAUCUUCGGCUUGAGGAGUGCAGGAUAAUGUCAUCUGCAAAAAGGCCACUGUGGUUGAACUGGGAAAACCCAGAUAUUAUGUCUGAAUUGUUAUUUCAGAACAAUGAGAUAAUCUUUAAAAAUGGAGAUGACUUGCGUCAGGACAUGCUGACACUUCAGAUAAUUAGAAUUAUGGAAAACAUCUGGCAAAAUCAGGGCCUGGAUCUUCGGAUGUUGCCUUAUGGUUGUUUGUCUAUUGGUGACUGUGUGGGACUCAUCGAGGUAGUCAGGAGCUCUCAUACCAUCAUGCAGAUUCAGUGUAAAGGAGGUUUAAAAGGAGCAUUGCAGUUCAACAGCCAUACAUUACAUCAGUGGCUCAAGGACAAGAACAAAGGAGAAAUGUAUGAUGCAGCUAUUGACUUGUUUACACGUUCUUGUGCUGGCUACUGCGUUGCUACCUUUAUACUGGGCAUUGGUGAUCGCCACAAUAGUAACAUCAUGGUAAAAGAUGAUGGACAACUGUUUCACAUUGACUUUGGGCACUUCCUGGAUCACAAGAAGAAAAAAUUUGGUUAUAAAAGGGAGCGUGUGCCAUUUGUCUUAACACAGGACUUCUUAAUAGUGAUUAGUAAAGGAGCCCAAGAAUGUACUAAAACAAGGGAGUUUGAAAGGUUCCAGGAGAUGUGUUAUAAGGCUUAUCUAGCAAUUCGGCAGCAUGCCAAUCUCUUCAUAAAUCUUUUCUCCAUGAUGCUUGGCUCAGGAAUGCCAGAACUGCAGUCCUUUGACGAUAUUGCGUACAUUCGAAAGACCCUUGCAUUGGACAAAACAGAGCAGGAAGCUCUGGAGUACUUCAUGAAGCAAAUGAAUGAUGCUCACCAUGGUGGCUGGACAACAAAAAUGGACUGGAUCUUUCACACAAUAAAACAACAUGCUUUGAACUGAAGUGAAAGCAAAGAAAACAACAACUGAUAGCCCACUUUGUGGGUACUGCACUGUCAAUACCCGUUAGCAGCAAAGACUGGUUGCAUAGGAAUUGCACAAACCAUGAACAACAUCUGAAUUUAUGGCAAGAAAAGAGAUGAACUGUUCAGACAACUGUUGAAAAAUAAUGUAAAACAGGGUUUCAGAUAGCACUAAAAUUGUACACUUCAAAAAUUAAGCUUUAGUAUGAUGUGUGACUUCAUGUUAUGCCUUAAGCCCAAAAAGGUAAACUCGGAAGAACGUUUCCUUUUUUCAUUUGAUAGGAUAAAUUAGAAGGAGAAAGAAAAUAGUGCUAGUGUGAACAUAGAGUCCAUCACAUAUUACCUUAGAUCUGGUACAGCAGGUAGAGCCUAUGCUGGAUUGAGAAGAGUAGAAAGAGAAUUCAAGUGAUAGCGAAUAUUUGAAAGCAGCAUAGGUUGAAGGGAAGGAGUCUUAAGCUCAAAGAUCUAAAAACAGUAGUGAGAGGACAGUGCCUUUUAAAUGUGCUCAGAGGCAUUAACAGUUACGGGGUUUAGAUGACCCUUUGAUUUCUGGGUCUGCCAUCUGCACAGUGUCUGAAAGCAGUAGGAAAUAGGCCCACUUGGUAUGGUGUUUCUUCUGCUCAGUAUUUCUAGAGGUGCAAUUCAUACCUUCACAAAGAAACUCCCUAUCAUCCCCCAAAACUGACUAACCUGGAAAUUGAAUGGUCAGAAUUGGGUUUAGUGCAACAGAGAGUUGUAGUGUUCAUCUUAGGUUUGCUUUAAUCUAACUUGAACUGAAUAGAUUUUUUUCAUACAUGUUUUCCAGAACCUAAAGAAAGGUGAGUUAUUAAAAUUAUUGAAAGAUUAUUUUUUUAUAAAGGCUAUUUAUAUAACAGGAACUAUUAUUAAUAUAUAUUCUUUAUUUACAUGAUUUGUCCAAUAUUCACUCUUUUAAUUUUGCAGCCCAGUUCUAUCUGUCCAAGGCUCCCGUUUCCAUUAACGUCACUGAAGGUGACCCAAUAUACUCCUAGGACCAAAUUCAACCCUGGUGAAAGAGGACACAAGUACCAUUAAAGUAGUGGGACAUACACCCACUAAUGCCAGAGGUGAACUUGGCCUAAGUCUCUUCAAAAAUUUUCAGGCAUCACUCUUCAUGUUACCGAAGUGAUAUGCUGGCUAUUCAAGGAACGUACAUUUAAACCCUCAAUCUUUGGGUCCACCAUUUCUCCGCUUUCUUCUUCCUUUGGAAGUGGUUGUUUAAUCCAGUAACAGAUACAUCAGAAAGAGAAAUUUAGGUUUUUCAAUAUGAUCAGUAAUAAGCAGUUCAACAUACAGCAGAUACGUUGGCUAGCUCAAAGCAUGUGGAGUUACCAAACAUUUUAUAGCUUUGUCUGUUUUGUGUGUGUGUGUAAUAUAUAUUUGUAAAUCUAGUUGUUGUCCUCUAACACAAUACAAUGUGUGCAAUCAAUUAAAUUGGCACCACUUUUUGAAACUGUUCAGAGUACUGAAGAUUUCAGAUUGCCCUUAUGCACAGCUUCAGGUAGGAGUGUUUUUCUAUUUAUUAAACAGGUUUUUUUAAUUAGUGAAGCCUGCAAUUCUGAGGGUGAUGUUCACCCUAAUAUUUUAACUUGCUAGAUCAGCAGCACUUGGAGUGAAUUGCAGAGGUCUGGGGUUUUCGGGGGUUCAGCUUGUUCGCUUGCAAACAUGCACCAAGGUGCCACUCAGAAAGUGCAAUACCCCAUGUAAUAUAAAAUAUGCUGACAGUUGGUGUUAGAUUAGAAUAUAAGUAUAUAAAUAAACUGUACUUUGUGCAGGCUGUAUUGAUGAGGUAAUGAGUGGUUGGCUUGAUUUAGAAAAUUGUAAUUAUUGAAAAUGUGCAAUCGAUUACAUUAUGAAAGACUUCGGGGAUUGUAAAGCCAAGACUUUGGUCUUUCGAGACACUUUCAUAGUCAAGAUCCUGCAGUCAAUUACUGCACACACGGAUACUUGAUGCUGUGGUGGGGGGGGGAACCUGUUUUUGUGAAAACUACAAAAGUUCCAAGAAUAGUAUGAGGAAGGUGAAGUUGUAUUUCCUUAGUUCUGCUAAAUAUUUUGGAGUAGUCCAGUACUCUUUGUUACAUCUUCCUUCUUGUUCAUACAAAUAUUUUAAUUCCUGCUAACCUUGGUCUUACUUUCUAGAGCAAAAUUACCCUUUUAUGUAUUACUUAGCAGUCAACACACUCUAAAGGUUCAGCUCUCUUAAAACAUGGCUUGGUUUCAAUUUAAAUUUAGCUCACAAUCUGAAACCCUGUUAGCUAUAACUCUUAAUUUAACUGAGUGAAACUGUUGCACAAAUGCCACAUUAGGUGCUAUAUUAUCCUUAUUUAUCUUGUAUUGAAACAUUGCUUUACCUCAUUUAUCUAAGAGAUGGUCAGCCUUUUCCAGCCUGAAUGAAGAUAUCAACUCAAAUUUAUUGGAUGUUAUGAGUCCAACUUCUUUUGUAUUUUGCUCCUUCCUAGCCAUUUAUUUCUGUAAAUAUAAGUAUAGAUGUCUUUCAGUUCAAGCAUGGUGUUCUGCACGAACAGAAAGAUAUGAGGAAUCGGGCUCUAUUUCCAAAAGUUACUGCAACUAACUGCCGUGCACAUGCUGUAGAAGUUGUGAACAUCAAGUAGUAAAAGAAAGAAGUAAAAGGAAGACUUUAUAAUGAUGAUAUGAUUUGGGAUAAUUAGCGACUUGAAAAAAUAGAAGCUCAUGGACUUUAAGCAGUUCUUACCAUAAUCAGAGUGGGCAUUUGAAAAACAUUCUGCCACUGUUUCAAAACAAAUAAAUAAAUCCUUUUAGCUUCAAAGUGUUUAACCCUAAUUACCUUAUCCUGUUGUGCCAGUUAUGUGCCGAUGUAACUUAACUGAAGAUAGUGGAGGUACUGUUUACUUACAUUGAUGUAAAUAAGAGGAUGGCAUCUUUUCUCAGUAUCAGAAAUAAGAUCUGCUUAUAGACUGUGAAAUCACCUCUAACUGAGCUUCAGAUUUUUACAGAGAUGGCUUGGAAUUUUUAUUUUAUUUUUUAACUGUUUGCACUUCAUGGAGAUUCAAAACCGUUCGCUUUAUUCUGAGAAUCAGUUGCACAAAACAUGAACUAGCUUAUUUUGAGCUUGAAUUGAAUCUGAACACCUUGCUUCUGCAAAACUUUGUAGUAGGACUACCAGAGCAAGGAGCUCAGGACUGGGCCAUGUGUUUUAAUACAAAGCAUUAGGAAAUGGUGAUUUAGGGAAAUACAAAUUUUAAAACAGUAACUUUCAACUGUGAAACUACAUUUGAUUUAAUGACAGAACAGGCUGCUGAUUAUUAUUUUUUCUUAAAAAUAAGUUCUUUGCUUUCCUAAAAGUAGCAGAAAAAGCAGCUGUACUGACUUCUACAUGCACGCUUUUCUGUUCCAAAAGGGUGCAGUAGCAGUUUUUUCAUAAGCAAAAUGGACUUUCAGUAUUUUUUUUUUUCUUUUUUAAUUAAAGCAUUUAAAUAAAACCAAAAUUGUUAGUGGUUUGGCAUCUUGUGGAGAAGAUAUAAGCCUGCAUAUUAAGGGCAAUAUAGAGAUUACCAAGCUUGUAGAGAACUUUGUAUGUGAUGACCCUGCUGUUGGCGGGUUUGGAGGGUUGGGUUUGGUUUUUUCCAGCUUUCUUUUUUAUGUAAAAUAUUAAAUGCCCUUCCAGUGGUCAGUAGGCCAUGGUUGUUGACAGUUUGAAGGUAUUUUCUUUGCUUUGUCAUUUUUAUAACUGGCAUGUUCCAACGUCUGUUCUUCAGAAUAAUUGUGAAUUCCUCCUGUUUUGCAUGUCUGUACAGGUUGCAGACCUGGGCUGGACCCAUUCAAAAAACAAGUAUCAAAAAAGCCACUUGAAAUUACUAUUUUGUUGAUGUCUUUGACAUCUUGAAAAUGGUGUGGUAUUACAGAAAGAAUUGUAACUUGCUGCUUCAAAGAUUUUUUUUAUUUUUUUUUUUUAAACUUUUCUCGUUUUAGUUUUACUUGAAUGGAAGAAGAACCACACUUGGGGUUUUUUGUGGUUUGUUUUGCUUUUUCUUUUUAAAUACUAUAUAGCUGUGGAUGUUGCGGAUUGAUGAAUCCCGAUUUCAUUUCGCAAUACAUGUUUCAUACAUAGAACGAAUUUGGAUCUUUUUUUUUUUUCAUGCUGAAAGUUGUCUCAGUUUCAGUAGGGCUCUGUCUGUCCAAAAUGAUAUGUAGCUCACCACCCCUGCUGUUGCUUGUGGGUGGUUUGGGUUGGGUUUUUUUGGUUUUGUUUUAUUUUUUUACAUCUGUGUUAACGAAGGGAAGCCAACUGGAAACUGAAUAUAAAAGUUCUUUAUCUGUAUACACUUGCCAAAUCUACAGGUGCUCUGGUCUUUGAGGAAAUUCUGAUUUCACUUUAUGCUCAUGUAACACUGAUUUCAUCAGAAUCACUCUGGAUUCACAAUAGCAUAUGAAAUCAGAAUUAGACUAUAUGUAUAUUAAAGUUCCAGAUUGUUUAUUCACGUGAUGCAGUGUGAAGUGUUCUUGUAAUGAGAGGAAUGUUUGCUAGCAGCCCAGUUAAACACUUGACAAUUUUACUUUGAAAUAGUCUUUAUUAACUAGCCUUUUCAGCUCUCCAAUUCAUAACUACUGUGAUGAUGUCUAUAGUUAUUUUGUUCCUGAGACUUCCAGGAUUUUUAUUGUUUGCUAGCUUAAAUGUUUCCUCUUCCUGCUCUUUCAUAGUAUAAAGACUUGUAGAACCCACACUCAGGAAAAAUAGUUGUUCUUAAUUUGCAUUACAGUAUUCUUGACUUCUGAACUUUAUGGGAUAGACUCUCAAAAGGAUGAGGUCUUGCUGUAUUAGCACUCCUGAUUCAAAAACAGAGGUGGAUCCCUCUGUCCCUGUCUCUUCCUUUCCCUCUCCAACACCCCUCUCCCCUAAAAAGGGACAUGCCCAUAGCAUAUCCCUUUAAGAACAACAUAAAAUAUUUGUAAGAUAAGAUCAACUGAAGCAAUGCUCUGCCUGUACUUUGAAGCUAGAGUCCACAUUGGUUUUUAUAAAUGUGUUGUAAGUUUAAGUGUCCUUACUGUCACUUCUGUAUGUGAUGCAAUAUUCCUUUGGCAUAAGGAAGGCCAAAAAUACGCUGUUCUAUCUUGACUCUUUCUGAAAUUCUGGUGCCAGAUCCCCAGUAGCUAUUAAACUGGUUUAAGAACCAUUUAGUUAAGUGUAACUGCAUAAAUUUUGUUAGGAUCCUGUUCUAGUAAUAAAGUUAAUCACAGUUAAACCUGACUUAAUUCUAUUGCUGAAGUUAUAGAAAGCCUAAUUUGGGCAGAAGCUGUUUCUCCUGAGAAUCUUGUCUGUUGUAGUUUAAUCCUUGAGAGCCAAAACAUGGAUAUUCAUAGCUGCAAUCUCAUUCGGCUUUGUUUCUUUGGUUUAACUACUUUUAAUCUGUUUCCAGGCUUUAGUAAUAGUGUUCUGUUCCCUGAAUUAGCAGUUGCCUUAGGCUGUCCAAAGUUGUCUUAUGGUUUCAUUUGGGGCAGGGGAAAGAAAAGGAAAAGAUGGAGAUGAAUCCUCCUCUUGUCUUGUAGGCACUGUGGUCCAAAUUCUUCAUUUUCUCUUGUAAAGAUAAAUUUAUAACUCAUGAUUUGGGAGUAUCAUCCUUUCCCAUUGCCUCCUUGUGCCUCUGCAAGUUCUAACUGAAUAUCCACAUACUUUCUCCAACACGGAAGUGGAUUUUGAUAAGGAUUUAAAAUGUCUGCAGGCAGCAGUCUGACAUCUGGGUUCUCAGGCUUGAAAAUUUGAAAGUAUUGUUAUUGUAACUGGCACCACAACUGCAAGGAUUUCCAGAAUCACAUUGAAUUGUUGAGGUUGGCAGAGAUUGUCUAGUCCAGCCACCCAGUUUUGAAGCAGGGUCACCAAGAGCAGGUUGCCCAGGACAUUGUCCAGUUGGGUUUAGAGUCUGUCCAA